Messenger RNA from Ascoidea rubescens DSM 1968, 2076 nucleotides. RefSeq names its product GTPase-activating protein RGD2 (gene RGD2). Gene Ontology annotation, biological process: small GTPase-mediated signal transduction; cytoskeleton organization. The transcript has 2 exons. The annotation marks the transcript as partial. Gene Ontology annotation, cellular component: cell division site; division septum; cytoplasm. The record is from RefSeq and is a predicted model, not a curated record. Gene Ontology annotation, molecular function: GTPase activator activity. Lineage: Eukaryota; Fungi; Ascomycota; Saccharomycetes; Ascoideales; Ascoideaceae.
UCUUUUCAAAACUCGUUUUGGUCUAAUCAAGACGACUAUGAGUCUGGGUUGGUUCUACUCUAUAGCCAAUUGAGGAAAGGCUGUUUAGAAAAUGAAAAAAUUUUAGCCCUUUUUACAGAUAGAAAAAAUCUUGAGCUCUCAUAUGGUAACUCCCUCCAUCAAAUCUGUUCUGAUAACAACUUGGUCUUGAAUCCAUCAGAUAAUAUCGACUUGAACCCUUCCGUUAAAAACUCCUUUAAAGGCAUCAAUGAUUCUAUGAUCAAAGAAGGCUCGUCACGAAUUAAAAUUUCUCAGGACAUUGACUUGUUAGUUUUAAGCCCUUUUAGAAAAUGGUCUAUUGAACACAAAGAAAGAAUUAAUUUCUCAGAAAAUUUUGUUCUUGAAAACAUUACAAAGUAUAAAACAGUUCUUAAAGAUACAUUACAUUCAAAAAACAAAUAUUUUAUCAAGUAUAAAUUUGCAGAGGAUUUUAAGCAAAAGUUGGAUAAAAAAAGUCUUGAUGAAGGUACUUUGAUUAAUGACGUUUCUGUUGAGGAAAAACCUUCAAUCAAAGAGCCGGUUGUCUAUUAUUUAGGUGGAGCAGAAUAUGACGAGCCACAAAUGAAGGAAAUUAUAAAGCAGUUAUUGAACCAAGUUCAGGUCACGUCCAUUAAAAGGUUUCUUGUUACUUAUGAUAAGGUAUCAACAGGUUCUAAUAUUGUACAAGCAAUUCAAAAAACUCUUCAGAUUCAAAAUCUUGAGAAAGCUGAACUCGCUGGUCAGGACUUGAUUGAAGAAGGGUUUUUGAGAUCCAUUAUUUUUGCUUCCAAUGAUUUUGCCAAUAGUUCUAAAUUAUACUAUCAAUGGAAGAAUGAGGCUUAUAAACUAGCAGAUAUACCAUUUAAUUCAGAACAAAAUUCAAAUGAAGUCGAAAAAGAAAAGAAAUCUUUACCAAGUGCAACCUUAAUUCAUAGAACAAGUACUACAAUUGGUCCUUCCGCCAUUGCUUCUUACUUUGAUGGUGUCAAAGACAAAUUUGUUGUAACGGAAACAAAUAAAGAAAAUUACAAUAAAAUUCUUAAAGAUUUGAAAAGGUUGGAUAAUGAAUAUGCGGCCUCGAUCCAAUAUCUUGAUGAAUCCAGAUUAAAAUUAGAGGAGCUAAUAAUGGAUCACCUUGAGUUUAUGCAAAGAUGUGAGUCAGAUAGAUUAAAGGCAAUCCAAAAAAUCUCUUAUGACUUUUUAGAUAUUUUUUCGAGAAAAUCUUCAAUUUUCAUAGAUUGCCUUAAAGAAGCUAAAAUGUUUCAAGAAUCUAUUGAUCCAAGAAAAGAUUUAUCAUUUUUAAUUGAAAAUUAUAGAACUGGAUUUUUCAUCCCCAAAGUCAAGGUAUACGAAGAUUAUUUCAGUUCAAAAAUUCUCUCCAAUUUUGGUGUCAAUUUGCAAACCAAAUGCCGAGAUGAUGAUAAAAAUGCUCCAUUGAUAGUCACUAAUAUUUUGAAUUAUAUCAACUCGAUAUAUUUAGACAUGGAAACUGAUGAUAAUAGAAUUGCUGCAUGGUUAACAACUUCCAAGCUACAAUUGGUUCAUCAAUUGAGGAACGAGUUUAAUGAUCCUCAAAAAAAAAUUACAAGGGAAUAUUCGAUUAGUGUCUUGAAGAACUAUAUUAAAACCCCUCAGGUUAUAACUGGUUUGCUAAAAUUGUAUUUGUUAGAGUUGCCAGAUUCAAUUAUUCCAAGCAAACUUUAUGAUGUCUUUAAAAGAAUUUACAUUGACUAUGAAGCAGAUGAUGAUCAGAGAAUUAAUGCCAUCACAAACGCAUUAUCUUCUUUACCUAAACCAAAUAUUAUUACUUUGAAUGCAAUUGUGUCUCAUUUUGAACAAUUCAUUGACACCAUUUCUAAAAGUGAAGCUUUAAAUGAAUUAGUUAAUGGUAAACUUACUAAAUCUGAGUAUGUGAAAUCAGAAAUUUGUCAUGACUAUGCCAACUGUAUUCUUAGAUCUCCAGUUCAAAAUAAUUCCAUUUUUAGUGAUAAGCAUCCAUUUAAACUAUUAAAUGACUUAAUAGUCUUCAAAAAACCUAUUUUCAAAGAGUUAAAGAAG